Messenger RNA from Saxophila tyrrhenica, 828 nucleotides. RefSeq lists its product as uncharacterized. Gene Ontology annotation, molecular function: oxidoreductase activity. The transcript has 3 exons. Bases 1 to 828 code for a protein of 275 amino acids. Lineage: Eukaryota; Fungi; Ascomycota; Dothideomycetes; Mycosphaerellales; Extremaceae. The record is from RefSeq and is a predicted model, not a curated record.
AUGCCUCGAAUCUUCUUUGUCACCGGCUGUUCCACCGGCUUUGGCCGAGAGCUUACUCAAGUCCUCCUCGAUGCAGGCGAGAACGUCGUCGCAACAGCCCGAAGGCUAGAGACACUCUGGAGCGAGCGAAAGCAACCUUUGCCUCUGAAGGUCGAUGUAACCAGCAAUAGUGACGUCGAUGCGGCUCUGAAGGCAACUGUUUCUAAGUUCGGCCGGAUUGAUGUCCUCAUCGCCAACGCCGGAUACUGCGCAGCUGGUCCAUUCGAGACACUGUCGGAGUCGCAGAUCAGGGCUCAGUUCGACACCAAUCUGUUCGGGGCCAUGGAAAUAACCCGGCGCACACUCGAGAUCAUGCGAACGCAAUCACCACCUGGUGGCCUCAUCAUGAUGAACUCGUCCAUCUCCGGCCAGCUCAGCUUCCCGCUCGUCAGUAUCUACUCUGCUUCGAAGUUUGCUCUUGCGGGCUUCACGGAGUGCGUCGCGCAGGAGGUGAAGUCGGAGUGGAAUAUCAAGUUCUGUGUUGUCGAGCCUGGGCCCCUCCGUACGCCUGGCGUUGGCUCGAAACUUGUCGUCGGGGAGCUGGAGAGUAAGGAUUAUAAUCAUUUGGAUGCGAGAGCCUUUUUCAAUGAUAUGGAUGGGAAGCAGCCGGGAGAUCCGACGAAAGGUGCAAGGGCUAUGUACAAGCUGGCUUGCAUGCCUGACCCGCCUGCUCGUGCCAUUCUCGGGAAGAUGGCGUACGAAGCGAUACAGGCGAAGGUUGCGGCUGAUAAAGAAUUGUACAACAGAUCGGAUAUCGUUGAGAUCGUGACGGAUUGCGACUUCGAUUGA